Messenger RNA from Corticium candelabrum, 1848 nucleotides. RefSeq lists its product as uncharacterized. Gene Ontology annotation, cellular component: plasma membrane. Bases 111 to 908 code for a protein of 265 amino acids. The record is from RefSeq and is a predicted model, not a curated record. The transcript is spliced from 3 exons. Gene Ontology annotation, molecular function: protein binding; calcium channel activity. Gene Ontology annotation, biological process: calcium ion import across plasma membrane. NCBI's taxonomy places the organism in Eukaryota, Metazoa, Porifera, Homoscleromorpha, Homosclerophorida, Plakinidae.
UUAUUACAAUCAGCGUCGCCGUGAAACGCAGCUAGACCGUGCAUCACUGACGACGACUGUAUACAACUAACACUCUUUUAGGCCAACUGGUCAGCAAUUUAUUACCUAUCAUGGGUAACUUGUUCUCACAAGAAGAGGAGAGUGAAAUUCAUCGCAUUCAGACUUCAGGAGUAGCUUCACGCAGCAACGUGGAUCAAGUGAACUCCCGCGACGAUCAGUCUGGUCUCUAUUCACUAGUAAAGCUGAAAGGAGGAGGCAUGCUUGUAGAAGGGUUGAGAAAAGCGCAGACGGACGGUACGACUGACGCCAUGGACGAUUUCAGACGUCUGUUACGACAAAAGUUGGCUCCUUUUCUCAGAAAUGGAAGAGAGGGUUACGAAGUGUCAAUAAGGGAUUUGGUGAGAAAACGCCGGGUAUACAGGGAGUCCAAAGAGAAAGGGAACAAAAAGAAACAACGAUAUGUCAAGAAGAACUCCGUGUUUCCUGAAGUCGUCAUAGAAACCGGACACGUCCCGGAAUCGCAAACUCGGCGAGUUUGGUGGGAUACUGACAAGCGGGGAGCUGUUGGAGAGACUGCUCUUCAUUUGUGUUUACUCAACAACAGCUCGCUGUACAAGGAUCUUGCCAGAGAGAUGAUUGCAGAAUGUCCAGGACUUGUUAAUGACAUAUAUCUUGGAGAUCUGUACUAUGGAGAGUCACCUCUGCACCUUGCUAUUGUUAAUGGGGAUUAUGAGAUGGUUAAAAUUCUACUUGAAAAUGGUGCAUGGGUUGAUGAAAUGGCCAUUGGCAGCUUUUUUUAUCCCCUUGACCAGCAGAAUGGAAGAGAAGACGACCAAUAUUCUGAGCAUGUCAGGCUGCAGGAAGAGGAGACAAACUAUGAGGGGAGCUUGGCUAUAGGCAACACCUAACAGCCUUGGCCUUGCCAUAUCCCAGAAAGAGUUCAUGAUAUCUUUGCGCUUUUUGGCUUGGCGUUCCACUUUUUGCCUAAAAAAGAGUCGAUGCUUUUGCAACUAGAGUUUGGAUCACUUUGGAGAACACACACCGUCAUGAUGCUCUGUGUGAUGUCUUCCUUCACGCUUUUUCAGUUGACAAUGCUAACUUUUGAAGAGAACAACGUUGUUCAGUCGACAGCAACAUGCGUUCAAGUGAUGUCUUCCAUCCUGAUUUCGAACAAGAGUCACCCACGUAUUUGAUAUGUCAGUACGGAAUUCUUUUCAACCACAGUACAUCAUCAAAGCUGCACACUAUGCAGGUGCAGCAGCAGAAGCAGGUCAGAUUGAAAAAGACAGCCAUCACGAUAAUUUUGUGAAAGCUACUGGUGGCAUAUUUCACAUACUGGUCUUUGAGACUUUUGGAUUGUGGACCAGUCAUAUAUAGUUUGCUGGUCAUCAAGAAGAUUGUUAGCAGACUUGCCUUUCAAGGAAAUAUAUCAAUGAACAAGACUACCACUAACUUGCACAAACAGCUAUCUGUUACAUUAUGGUUAUAUAAUGUCAAGAUAAUUUUACACAGAUUAGUGUUGGACUGUAGAGAGAGUGCUUUAUUAGUCUUCUAGUUUGUUCUGUGGUUUUUAGUUUAAGAAAGGGUGUUAAAGGAAAAAUUAAAAAUAUGUACCUAUAUUCAUGUCAAAUUUUCUACGAAUCCGAUUCUGUUUUUAAAACAAAUCCUUAAACUCGCUAUCAACAUCUUCGGAUGGAACAAGGGCGUGUUUGUGUACAAGAUUUCCGAAUCUGAGGUUCCUACCAGGAUCAACUUUUUCAUAGAGAAGGAAGGCAAACAGCGCUACACCUGGAUCAAAAAUAUCAUCUGCCUGCUCCACAAUCAGAUCAAGCACAACCAUUGCAUGUU